Molecule: messenger RNA, 2616 nt
Organism: Cricetulus griseus (Chinese hamster)
Lineage: Eukaryota; Metazoa; Chordata; Mammalia; Rodentia; Cricetidae
Source: RefSeq, a predicted model, not a curated record
AUGAGUCCUGUGAAGCGCUGGGGCAGCCCUUGCCUUUUCCCCUUGCAGCUCUUUAGUCUCUGCUGGGUGCUCUCAGUGGCCCAGAGCAAGACAGUCCGAUACAGCACCUUCGAAGAGGAUGCCCCUGGCACGGUCAUCGGGACCCUUGCAGAGGACCUGCACAUGAAAGUGUCCGGAGACACAAGCUUCCGCCUGAUGAAGCAAUUCAACAGCUCUCUGCUCCGGGUGCGAGAGGGCGACGGGCAGCUGACCGUCGGGGACGCGGGCCUGGACCGUGAGCGUCUGUGCGGCCAGGCCCCACAGUGUGUGCUGGCCUUCGAUGUGGUCAGCUUCUCGCAGGAGCAGUUCCGACUGGUGCACGUGGAAGUGGAGGUGAGGGAUGUAAACGACCAUGCUCCCCGCUUUCCCCGAGCCCAGAUCCCGGUGGAGGUCUCGGAGAGUGCUCCGGUGGGCACGCGCAUCCCCCUGGAAGUGCCUGUGGACGAGGACGUGGGUGCCAACGGGCUGCAGAGUGUACGCCUGGCCGAACCUCACAGCCCGUUCCGCGUGGAGCUACAGACGCGCGCGGAUGGCGCCCAGUGUGCGGACCUGGUGCUGCUACAGGAGCUGGACCGCGAGAGCCAGGCUUCCUACAGCCUGGAACUGGUGGCUCAGGACGGAGGGCGACCGCCACGUUCCGCCACAGCCGCCCUCAGCGUGCGCGUGCUAGAUGCCAAUGACCACAGCCCGGCCUUCCCUCAGGGUGCCGUGGCCGAGGUGGAAUUGGCCGAGGAUGCACCUGUGGGAUCGCUGCUGCUGGACCUGGACGCUGCGGACCCCGACGAGGGUCCCAAUGGCGACGUGGUGUUCACCUUCGGCGCCCGCACGCCUCCCGAAGCCCGCCACCUCUUCCGGCUCGACCCCCGCUCUGGCCGCCUCACCUUGGCCGGACAGGUGGACUACGAGCGACAGGACACGUACGAGCUGGACGUGCGGGCUCAAGACCGAGGCCCAGGCCCCCGGACAGCCACCUGCAAGGUCAUCGUGCGCAUCCGAGACGUCAACGACAACGCUCCCGAUAUUUCUAUCACCCCUCUGGCCGCCCCGGGGGCUCCAGCCGCCUCGCCCUUCGCCGCCGCCGCUGCCGCCGCCGCACUCGGAGGUGCGGACACGGCCUCAUCGGCGGGACCCGGGACACAGGAAGCGGGCGCCACCUCGCUGGUGCCAGAGGGGGCGGCGCGAGAGAGCCUGGUGGCGCUGGUCAGCACCUCGGACAGGGACUCGGGCGCCAACGGGCAGGGGCGCUGCGCCCUCUACGGGCACGAGCACUUCCGCCUGCAGCCGGCCUAUGCGGGCAGCUCCCUGGUGGUGACCGCGGCCUCUUUGGACCGGGAGCGCUUCGCCGAGUACAGCCUGACGCUGGUGGCCGAGGCCCGUGGGGCGCCCCCUCUCCGCACCGUGCGACCCUACACCGUGCGGGUGGGGGACGAAAACGACCACGCGCCGCUCUUCACCAAACCCGUCUACGAGGUGUCAGUCCGUGAAAACAACCCUCCCGGCGCCUAUCUGGCCACAGUGGCCGCCCGCGCCCCCGACCUGGGCCGCAACGGUCAGGUCACCUACAGGCUGGUAGAGGCCGAAGUGGGCCGCUCUGGGGAAGCCGUGUCCACUUAUGUCUCAGUAGACCCGGCGACCGGGGCCAUCUACGCUCUGCGGAGCUUUGACUAUGAGACCCUGCGCCAGCUCGACGUGCGCAUCCAGGCCAGCGACGGCGGAUCCCCUCAGCUUUCCAGCAACGCUCUGGUGCAAGUGCGGGUGCUGGACCAGAACGAUCACGCUCCGAUCCUCGUGCACCCGGCGCCGGCCAAUGGCUCCCUAGAAGUAGCAGUCCCUGGGCGGACUGCAAAGGACACAGCUGUGGCGCGCAUCCAGGCCCGGGAUGCGGACGAAGGCUCCAACGGGGAACUGGCCUUCGAUCUGCUGCAGCAGGAGCCGCGCGAGGCCUUCGCCAUAGGCCGCCGCACGGGGGAGAUCGUGCUCACUGGAGACCUCCCCUACGGUGCCUCUCCUGGCUUUGGGAAGGAGCCUGCGCCCCCUGUGGCGGUUUGGAAGGGUCAUUCCUUCAACACCAUCUCUGGCCGAGAAGCUGAGAAGUUCAGCGGCAAAGACAGCGGGAAAGGAGACAGUGAUUUCAAUGACAGUGACUCCGACAUCAGCGGGGACGCUCUGAAAAAGGACCUCAUCAACCACAUGCAGAGUGGACUGUGGGCGUGCACUGCUGAGUGCAAGAUUCUGGGCCAUUCUGAUCGCUGCUGGAGCCCAUCCUGUGCAGGACCCAGUGCGCACCCCCCUCCUCACCCACCAGCCCAGAUGUCAACCUUCUGUAAGAGCACAUCCCUGCCUCGGGAUCCCCUGCGCAGGGACAAUUACUACCAAGCCCAGCUGCCCAAGACAGUAGGGCUUCAGAGCGUCUAUGAGAAAGUGCUGCAUAGGGACUAUGACCGGACAGUCACUUUGCUCUCCCCUCCCCGUCCAGGGAGGCUCCCAGACCUGCAGGAGAUCGGGGUACCCCUCUAUGAGUCCCCUCCUGGUGGCAGAUAUGUGUCCCCGAAGAAGGGGGCCAAUGAAAAUGUGUAA